Messenger RNA from Vigna angularis (adzuki bean), 2149 nucleotides. RefSeq names its product biotin carboxylase 1, chloroplastic. NCBI's taxonomy places the organism in Eukaryota, Viridiplantae, Streptophyta, Magnoliopsida, Fabales, Fabaceae. Gene Ontology annotation, molecular function: ATP binding; metal ion binding; ligase activity. The transcript has 17 exons. The record is from RefSeq and is a predicted model, not a curated record. Bases 209 to 1795 code for a protein of 528 amino acids.
UGCAAGAAGUUGAACACCCUCACCUUUCAACUGCCAAAGUCCAACUAAACCAGCUUUUGCAUUUAGAUUUAGAUUUAGGCGGAGCUUUCAAUUAGGCACCUCCCUCGUUUCCAUCGCCACAGGCAUCAAAAUUCACUCCCAUCACAACACAACACAAAUAACACAUUCUCUCUUACACUCACACCAUUGCUAUCAUCUCAAAUAGGAAAUGGAAGUCACACUCUCCGCGUGCAAGUCCGUUACCUCGCCUUCUCUUCCCAUCUCAGGUUUAUCUGGGAGGAAGGGAGGGAUUAAGAGUUCGCAAUGCAGUUUCAUAGCUGGAACGAACGGAGUGAGGUUUCCUAGACAAGUAAGUCAGGUUAGUCACGUUCGCAAACAGCGCCAAACGCGUCACUGUGGUGCUCUCCACGCGACUUGUAGCGGUGAGAAGAUCCUGAUCGCGAACAGAGGCGAGAUUGCGGUUCGAGUGAUUCGAACCGCUCGUGAAAUGGGGAUUCCUUGCGUGGCUGUGUACUCCAUCAUUGAUAAGGACGCGCUUCAUGUCAAAUUGGCUGAUGAAGCUGUUUGUAUUGGCGAAGCGCCGAGUAAAGAAUCGUACUUGCUGAUUCCGAAUGUUCUGUCUGCUGCUAUUAGCCGCAAAUGCACGAUGUUGCAUCCUGGCUAUGGUUUUCUUGCGGAGAAUGCUGUGUUUGUUGAAAUGUGCUGGGAACAUGGAAUCAACUUUAUUGGGCCUAAACCUGAUAGUAUUCGGGUUAUGGGUGACAAAUCAACUGCCAGAGAAACAAUGAAGAAAGCAGGUGUUCCCACUGUUCCAGGAAGCGAGGGUCUUUUACAGAGCACAGAAGAAGCUAUCAGGCUGGCAAAUGAGAUUGGUUACCCUGUGAUGAUCAAGGCAACAGCUGGUGGUGGAGGACGUGGCAUGCGUCUUGCUAAAGAACCUGAUGAAUUUGUGAAGUUGUUGCAGCAAGCUAAGAGUGAAGCCGCCGCUGCAUUUGGCAAUGAUGGGGUUUAUUUGGAGAAGUACGUUCAAAACCCAAGGCACAUUGAGUUCCAGGUUCUUGCAGAUAAAUAUGGUAAUGUUGUUCACUUUGGAGAACGUGAUUGCAGCAUCCAGAGGCGUAAUCAGAAACUGCUGGAAGAAGCACCAUCUCCAGCCCUGACCCCUGAGUUGCGAAAGGCAAUGGGAGAUGCAGCGGUUGCAGCUGCUGCAUCUAUUGGUUACAUAGGUGUUGGAACAGUGGAGUUCCUUUUGGAUGAAAGGGGUUCCUUUUACUUCAUGGAGAUGAACACUCGUAUCCAGGUUGAGCAUCCCGUGACAGAGAUGAUUUCCUCAACAGAUUUGAUAGAAGAGCAAAUUCGUGUUGCAAUGGGAGAAAAACUUAGAGUCAAACAGGAGGAUAUUGUGCUCAGAGGACAUUCUAUUGAAUGUCGUAUCAAUGCAGAAGAUGCUUUUAAGGGAUUUAGACCAGGGCCAGGUAGAAUUACAGCAUACUUGCCAUCUGGAGGUCCAUUUGUCAGAAUGGAUAGCCAUGUUUAUCCUGAUUAUGUUGUUCCUCCAAGCUAUGACUCCCUUCUUGGAAAGCUGAUUGUAUGGGCUCCAAAUAGAGAAAAAGCCAUUGAACGCAUGAAAAGGGCUCUUGAUGACACAGUUAUCACAGGAGUUCCUACCACAAUUGAUUAUCAUAAACUUAUCCUCGACAUAGAGGAUUUCAAAAACGGAAAAGUUGAUACUGCAUUUAUUCCAAAACAUGAGGAAGAGUUGGCGAUGCCGCCUCAGAAGUUGGUAUUGAGCUAACAGGUUGAAUGAACUAGUUGGCUCAACUGCCUGAAGGAUAUGAUUUUGUGGUGCUGCUUAGUUGUAAUCACCUUAUCGUCAGUGCUUGGAAGUUAAAAGUUUGAAUGAAAUUUUGAUAAUUAGUCUCGUACAUUCCUAUUUCUUCACAUAAUUUUAUCGUAAAAUCAGUUAAUCUCAUUUGAUUUUAUCCCAAAUAUCAGUGCAAGAAAUUGGGAGUAGCUCCUUGCUUUUAGUCGUAGUUGCUACAUUGGUUAUUAGAGGCUUGUUUGUAAUUCUUGUAUUAAGAGCUCGUGUUAGAUACAGUAAUAAAAACUUGACAUGAUUCUAACCGGCAUGGAUUGUUAUAUGGAUCAA